Messenger RNA from Sordaria macrospora k-hell, 825 nucleotides. RefSeq lists its product as uncharacterized. NCBI's taxonomy places the organism in Eukaryota, Fungi, Ascomycota, Sordariomycetes, Sordariales, Sordariaceae. The record is from RefSeq and is a predicted model, not a curated record.
AUGGAAACAGCCCAAACCCUCCACCGCCAACUCUCCGCCUCCUCUCCCACCACACUCCUCCCCCUGCCCUCUCUGACCUGGCUCGCCACUUUAAUCCCCUCCAACACCACCCGCAUCCCUCCCCUCCCUUCCCUCCUAGCCACCGCUCGCCUCCGUUUACUGUCCUCCGACCUAUCCACCCCCGGCUUGUUAGAUCCGCAAUGGGUUGCUUCUCAUUCUUUUCCUGCUUGUUUGACUCGUGCUCAAGGUCAACAGCAGGUGUCACGACCAGGAGGAGAGGGGAGGGAACAAAUCCUUGACCGCGACGUCGUCGUUCAAGUGUUGGACGUAGAAAACCUGAACCGUUCAAAAUGGGAAAUAGUCGAAGACCUCGAAUCCAUCGAGCGCGGUGAACAGACUCGUGGUAGGGAGGUCAUUCGGUUACCUACUGCCGGUUCCGGCAACGAAGAUGACCAGCUGGACAUGGGUGAUGGCGGCACGCAAACCCAGACCGCCGCCCUGGCCCAAAACAACACCGUUAGCCAACAAGCAGCGCAAGCCCGCGAACGAGAGCGCAAAAACGCAACGCACAAACUCGUCAUCCAAGAUGCCUCAGGGCAGAGACUCUUCGCGCUGGAACUAAAAAGGGUAGAUGAGAUAGGUGUGCCGCUGUUCGUCAAUGGAAAAAUGAUUGGUGGAACGCCGAUUGGGGGUAAGAUUUUGUUGAAGAGAGGGACGAAAAUGGCGAGGGGGGUGGUGUUGUUGGAGCCUGGGCUUGUCAAAGUGUUGGGGGGAGGGUGGAGGGGUGGGGGAAGGUGUGGGAAGGGGGGAGGUUGGAGAGGUUGA